AAGCGAUCUGUUAUCAGUUAGUAAUGUCUGGCAGCAUGGCGAACUUCACGGAUGCAACAUCACUGCAGCAAUUUCAGGAAUUACUGAAAAAUAAUAGCAAGUCCCUCACCGUUGUUCAUUUUCACGCACCAUGGGCUCCGCAGUGCUCGCAGAUGAACGAUGUGAUGGCAGAGUUGGCCAAGGAACACAAACACACUAUGUUUGUGAAGCUGGAGGCAGAGGCAGUCCCUGAGGUUUCGGAGAAAUAUGAGAUCGCUUCAGUUCCCACCUUCCUCUUCUUCAAGGGCGGUGAGAAGAUUGACAGGUUGGAUGGUGCACAUGCCCCUGAGCUGACCAAUAAGGUGCAGAGGUUGGGGUCCGGUGGGGGCGGAGCUGCAGGGGUGGGGGACGUCCCUAAAGAGGAUCUCAACGAGAGACUGAAGAAGCUGAUCAACGCCGCGCCUUGCAUGGUCUUUAUUAAGGGAACGCCCCAGGAACCUCGCUGCGGCUUUAGUCGUCAGAUUGUUCAGAUCCUAAAGGAGCACAACAUACAGUUCAGCAGCUUUGACAUUCUCUCGGAUGAAGACGUCCGACAGGGACUCAAGACUUACUCCAACUGGCCCACUUAUCCGCAAGUCUACGUCAACGGCGACCUCAUCGGAGGAUUGGACAUUAUAAAGGAGCUUGUUGAGUCUGGUGAGAUUGAGAAUACUUUCCCCAAAACCGUCUCGCUGGAACACAGGCUAAAAUCACUCAUCAAUAAAUCACCCGUCAUGCUCUUCAUGAAGGGCAACAAAGAGACUGCCAAAUGUGGAUUCAGCCGUCAGAUCCUUGAAAUAAUGAAGAGCACGGGGGUUGAAUAUGAAACUUUUGACAUACUGGAAGAUGAAGAGGUUAGACAAGGAUUAAAGACUUACUCCAACUGGCCGACAUACCCACAGCUAUAUGUUAAAGGAGAUCUGAUCGGAGGACUGGACAUAAUAAAGGAGCUGAAGGAGAACGGUGAACUGGUGUCUGUGUUGAAGGGGGAGAACUGAAGCGUUCCAGCAUGAAUGACCAUGAGGAUCAAAUCACUGAAAUAUCUGCAACUGCACACACACACACAUAACCUCAGGAGCAGAGGACUUCAGUUUGUCUUUUUCCAUUUAAGUUGACCCUUUGUAGAAGCAGUGUGUCAAAAACUCAUCAAUAUAUUGUUAAACCUUUGCUAUAAAUCCAAUAAAAUCUGUUUCUUCACCUUA
This is a messenger RNA of Paramisgurnus dabryanus, 1220 nucleotides long. RefSeq names its product glutaredoxin 3 (gene glrx3). Gene Ontology annotation, cellular component: cytosol; nucleus. NCBI's taxonomy places the organism in Eukaryota, Metazoa, Chordata, Actinopteri, Cypriniformes, Cobitidae. Gene Ontology annotation, biological process: intracellular iron ion homeostasis. The record is from RefSeq and is a predicted model, not a curated record.